AUGGUCAACAGCUCCAAAUACACUUCACCCUCAUCAUCAUCAUCAUCCAUUCGGUCAUCAGCUUCAUAAUAUAAACAACACAUAAGGCUUUCCGGAAUAGCUUCCGAUAGGAUAAUCCUUCCCCCAACAGAGAGAGAGAGAGAAAGAAAGAAGGGAAAGGAAUUGCGUGUGAACCAUAUUCCAUCGACAGUCUGGUACCGUUAUUCUCCCUAUAAAAAGUAUGACCCAUCUCCAAGAAUCCGUCGAGCCUUCAGCCGAGCCCGACGCAUGCCAAACCGAGCCUUCGAAACCUCUUAAAUCUAUCAAUCUCACCCUACCUGUCCAUUACCAUCCCCUCGAUCCAUUAUCGGCUGCAGAAAUCAACUCAGCUUGUAGGGCCGCAAUCGACCAUCUCAGUCAAACUCUCAAUCUUGGUAAAGUCGUGAUCACUUAUGUGAACCUAAUCGAGCCGAAGAAAGAAGAAGUAUUAAGAUAUCUAGGGAUUCUAAGGGAGACAUCGUCAACCGAGGAGGGGUGUAACAGGAACGAGCCCUCGAGGGAAUGCGAAGUAUGUGGGAUCGAAGUAGGGACCGGCUCGAGCUACUUGAUCGAAGUAAGACUGGAGCAAUCCGCCGCGACGGUCUCGAAGCCGCCAACGAAACUGCCCGACGGAGCUCAUUCGACCAUCUCAAUCGAAGAGGUCGACGAGGCCGAACGGAUCGCUAAGAAUGAUGCAAGCGUCAUCAGCCUCUGUCAGCAGGUCGGCAUCUCUAAGGAACAGAUCUUCGGCGAUGGUUGGGCCAUGGGCUUUGACUCUAGGUUUGGGAAUUUUAAACGCUUGCAACAAUGUUUAAUGUAUGCUAGAUUGGUCGAACAUGGAAACCUAUAUGCGCACCCGUUAGAUUUCGUCGUGAUCGUGGACAUCCUGAGGAAGAAGGUGAUCCAUGUAGAUUUCCCGGGCCAUCGGAUCCCGGGGCCCGAGAUAUCCUCCGGAACCACCCUGCCAUCCCCUCUACCUGCAACAACCUCAGACAAGGAUGGAAUCGACGAGCAGGACCUCCGCGUCGCUCUCCAUCAUUCCGGAAGAGAUAGGAUCCCUCCCCCCAGACGCAAAUUCGACUAUUUGCCUCACUUGCUCAAUCGCCGCUCCCUUGAACUAGAUAAUCAACCUUGGCAAAUGCGCCGGGAUUUGAAGCCGUUGCACAUCGUGCAACCGGAAGGUGUCAGCUUUGUAAUGGAAGGAAAUGUUUUGAAGUGGCAAAAGUGGCAAAUGCACGUCGGAUUCAAUUACCGGGAAGGUCUAGUGAUCAACACGGUGACUUACACCGACCGCGGGCAAGUCCGGCCGUUGUUUUAUAGACUUUCCCUGGCUGAAAUGGUCGUCCCUUAUGCUGCACCUGAAGCACCUCACCAUCGAAAAUUCGCGUUUGACGUUGGAGAAUAUGGACUAGGUAAUCUAGCGAAUUCGUUGAGUUUAGGAUGCGAUUGUCUGGGCACAAUACACUACUUGGACGCGGUCAAUGUAUCAUUAGAAGGGAAAGCCGUGGUGAUCAAUAAUGCCGUCUGCAUCCAUGAAGAAGAUGCCGGUGUCUUGUGGAAACAUAGUGAUCUUAGACCUGGCGGGCUAGCUCACUCCGUAAGAUCUAGAAAGCUAGUGGUGUCCAUGAUCUGCACUGUUGCAAAUUACGAAUAUCUGUUAUACUGGAAUUUUUUCCAAGAUGGCACAAUAAGUUUCGAUGUCAAACUCUCUGGAAUUUUGAAUGUGUACCUAUUGGCCGAAGGAGAAGAUACCGAUGGGUUUGGAACACGAAUUGCUCCAGGCAUAGUUGCGCAACAUCAUGCACACACCUUUUGUCUCAGAAUUGACCCAAUGAUUGACGGCUUGCAGAAUUCGGUGGUCCAAACAGAUUUAGUAGGAUUGUCGGAACCUACUGGGUCGUCGGAAAACUAUCUCGGAAAUGGAUUCAAAGUACAUCGGAAGGUACUCAAGCGCACGUCCGAAGGAGCCCAGAAAUAUGACCAUUCUAAAGGAAGGUAUUGGUCGAUAGUUAACCCAAAUAAGUUACACUACGCUUCCAAGGAACCGAUAGGAUAUAGAAUUGUGUGUAGAGAUCAGCCACCAAUGCUAGCUAAGCCGGAUUCCAUGAUUGCUAAAAGAGCCCCAUUCGCGAAACACGAUUUCUUUGUGACACCCUAUGUCCCUCAUCAAUAUUAUCCCUCCGGAAAAUUUGUGCCAGGCACAAUGGAAACCCCAACAGAUAGCAUUGAGAACUGGCUUGCUGAGGACAAAAGCAUCGAGAAUGAAGAUAUAGUAGCAUAUGUCACAUUCGGGGUGAAUCAUAUUCCGACUCCGGAGCAGUUUCCGGUUAUGUCGGCAGAAACGCUAACAGUCACCCUCAAGCCAAGUGGGUUUUUUGACCAAAAUGCUUCCUUGGACGUCCCCAACGCCAAAGACACCCAAUCGAGGCUGACUAGUAUGCCGCCGGAAACCCUCGCUAACCAUGAUCAGUAUAGCCAAUGCUGCCAAGAGCUGACUGACUUGAACGUCGGGAAACAAAAGUCUGAGGGGGAGGCUUUUGAGGAGAGGGAAAAUCCUCACGAGUUUGAUCACAUCGAGUAUUCUAAUGAUUCUAAUCUUGUUCUACAUUAGACCCAGAGAACCCUUGUAUCUGUAAAAAUAAAGAAAUGCUUGUUGUGUAUACUAUCACCCAAGACAAGAAAUGCAAGACUUGAAUACAUCGAAGUGGA
Messenger RNA from Puccinia graminis f. sp. tritici CRL 75-36-700-3, 2727 nucleotides. RefSeq lists its product as uncharacterized. Gene Ontology annotation, biological process: amine metabolic process. NCBI's taxonomy places the organism in Eukaryota, Fungi, Basidiomycota, Pucciniomycetes, Pucciniales, Pucciniaceae. Gene Ontology annotation, molecular function: quinone binding; primary methylamine oxidase activity; copper ion binding. Bases 221 to 2629 code for a protein of 802 amino acids. The record is from RefSeq and is a predicted model, not a curated record. The transcript is spliced from 19 exons.